Podarcis muralis (Common wall lizard) is the source of this 2614-nucleotide messenger RNA. It is a transcript of the gene C2CD4C, whose product is annotated as C2 calcium dependent domain containing 4C. The record is from RefSeq and is a predicted model, not a curated record. NCBI's taxonomy places the organism in Eukaryota, Metazoa, Chordata, Lepidosauria, Squamata, Lacertidae.
AAAAAAACUGCCCGUCGCUGUCUUAGGAGGAAUACGGCAGGGCUGCGCGCAGCUUGCAAUUGGAAGCCUUUUCCCGUGAUGAAUGAACGGUGCUAACCGAGCCGGCUAUAAAACUGAACGCAGGUCCCUCGCCUACUUCAUUUGCAGCCGGACCAGGUGCGGAGAGCAUCUCACCCCCCUCCAGAAACAUCGCAGCCCUUGUCUCCGCCGGAGUUUUCAACUUACAGGUGUCAGGACUUGCCAACUCCUCUCCUGGAAAGAGGAGCUGCGGAAGUGAGAAAAUGUGGUUGCUGGAGAAAAUCCGCGGCUCGGUGGAGAACGGCGGCUCCCGGGGGAACGGCGACUCCGGCGAUAAGCAGUCCAAAGGGCCUCUGUACAGCAACGUCCUGACGCCGGACAAGAUCCCGGAUUUCUUCAUCCCGCCCAAGCUCCCGAUGGUGCCCCCAGAAGCAGAGGGGGCAGAAGGGAAGGCAAAGCCCAAUCUGGGCACGUCGGCCUCAGAGCAGAACCUCUCAGCCCGCAAGCCGCAGCGCAGCCCGCGCUUGCCGGCCAAAGCCGCAUCGGAGAGCAAGAAUCUCCUGAAGGCCGCCAGCCGCCACAUCAUCCAGAUCGAGAGCGCCGACGAAUGGGCAUCCGAGGAGGACUUCAGCACCAACGCAGACCCCCAGUCGCAGACGGCCAUGUCCCUGCCGUACGUGCCCAAGGCGCAGACGUCGUACGGCUUCGCCACGCUCAUGGAGAGCCCGCACACUCGCCGCAAGGAGUCCCUCUUCCACAGCGAGCACACCAGCCUCUGCCCGUCGCAGUCGACCUCUCCCAGCUCCCAGCGGAGGUCUCCUUCGGGAGGGAGCAAGACCAACGGCGAGGGCGGCCACCUCAACCCUUCGGACAUCAGCAUGUCCCUCAUGAACCCCUACCGCUACUUCAGCGGCGGCGAAAGCGACACGUGCUCCUCGGCCGAGUCGUCCCCGUUCGGCUCCCCCUUGCUCUCGCGCUCGGUGUCGCUCCUCAAGAUCUUCAGCCAGGAGAGUCAGUCCAAAGUCAUCAAGCUGAAGCACUCGGUGGCGCGCAACAGCUCCCUCUCCACCGACGACAGCUCGGCCGACACCAGCCCCAGCUCACAGCGGCGCCAGCGGUGUGCCACCCCUCCCGUGGGGGCAGCCGGCGCGGCACAACAGCCGGCGGCGCCGGCAGACCAGCCAGAGCGACUUCACAAGGAGCACAUCAUUCCCUUGAGCAAAGGGGGCAGCAUGCGGCUGGCGGCCGAAUACAACCCUUCGAGUGCGCGCCUUCGGGUGCGCGUAAUCACGGCGGAAGACCUCUACGACAAGCACUGCGACGCGCGGAGCAUCAAUUGCUGCGUGGCCCUCUACCUGAACCCCGGGAAGUUGCAAAAACAGCGCAGCACCAUCAUCAAGAACAGCCGCUACCCCGUCUUCAACGAAGAUUUCUUCUUUGAUGGGCUGGGGGCCAGCAACGCCAAGAAACUUUCACUCAAGGUCAAGGUGCUCAACAAGGGAGGCAGCCUCAAGAGAGACACCCUGAUGGGGGAGAAGGAGCUCCCCUUAACGUCUUUGCUCCCAUUUUCAUAAAACGACCUUGGUCAUGCCUCCCUCUUGCACCCGUCCCAUCCGGAAUGGCUCGUUCCUCCACCCUGUAAAUACAAGGAAGUUGGAGGGGGAGGCUGACACAAGAUGGUGAUGGCUACUCAGUGUGUCCCCCACCCCCGAAAAAAUGCUUGCUGCAUGUUUUAGGGCAGGGAGGGAGGGGGGGAGUAAGCAUGUAAUCUCGCCGGCUGCUGAUGCGAUCCCUUUCCUUGCGAGAUCGAAAAUAUAAUUGCCUGUCCGGGGUUGACAAGAUUUUGCCCUGUGCACAGUGAAGCGUUCUGAGUUUAUCAAAGAGAUGAGCUCAUUGCGGGGAGAUAAGGGGGGUGACUAUUGGGCUGUUGUAAGUCUGGGAAGGGAUCCUCAGAACGGAUUUUUGCUGCGGCAUGUUGAUGCAUGAGCGCAACGGGCUUUUUGCUCUGCUUCCUUCUCCCUGUCGUACCUGGAUCCCGUUAAACUGCAUGCAGUGUAGCAAACUGGCGAUCCCCAUCGGCCAUCAGCUGUGCUUGACCGACGUUGUCUGAGCAAAGGUGGUCAACAGACAGGAAUUAGUCCGGUGGGAGACAGCGUGAACCAGGGGUCACCAACUUAUGGGAUCUGUGGGUGCGUUUAGAAACCCGGAGAAAUGGUUGUGGACACACGACCUGUUCUGUUGGGUACGACUGAACGCUUAUAUCAGGAGCUAAUUUUGGGUGCCGGUUAGGGGAAGAGACUUUCCUGUGGGUUUCCUGUGUUGCCACAGUUGCUGUGUUGGUGACCCUCAGUGUAAAUAACCCAGUUGCCUUAUGGGAAAGGGGACAGGGGAAAUGGCCCUCAUUAUCCGAACAUCCUUGCCUUAACAACCUUUUGCAAACGAUGGAUUUGCACCUGGGAGCUGGGGGUGGCUCGUUCUUUUGCAAGGAGGUACCCUAGCAAGGAUGGGACGCGGGUGGCGCUGUGGGUUAAACCACAGAGCCUAGGACUUGCCGAUCAGAAGGUCGGCGGUUCGAAUCCCCGUGACGGGGUGAGCU